Messenger RNA from Paramecium tetraurelia, 1215 nucleotides. RefSeq lists its product as uncharacterized. The record is from RefSeq and is a predicted model, not a curated record. Lineage: Eukaryota; Ciliophora; Oligohymenophorea; Peniculida; Parameciidae. Gene Ontology annotation, cellular component: cytoplasm. The transcript is spliced from 3 exons. Gene Ontology annotation, molecular function: guanyl-nucleotide exchange factor activity.
AUGAAAGUAUUUGCAAAAGGCUUGAAUUUUAUGGGCUAAUUGGGACAAGGCAAUUUCAAAAGUCUAGAGCAGUUUGCACUCGUUCCUGAUUUGUAAAACGUGGGAGUUAAAUAACUGGAAGCCAACAUGACAUAAUCAUUUGCAUUAUUGUAAGAUGGACAAUUAUUACAUUGGGGUUGGCAAUUAGACACAAUGACUGAAAAUAGAACACUCUCAUUUUAUAAGAGAAAUCCCACUCUAUGUUAAUUAUGGCAAAAAUAUUCUCCUCUUGGUACAAUGUUAUCGAUGAGAGGUGGCAUUGUUCAACCAGUUCUAUUAAAUAAGCCUAUUAUGGAUGCUCCAAUCAAAUCAUUUGCAGUCGGAGGCAGUUUUAUUAUAAUACAGAUGAAUGAUGGAGUAUGUUAUGGGAUGGGAGAAAACUACAAAGGCUAGUUGGGGAAUGGUGAAUUAAAGUAUUAAUUUUAGUUUAAAUAAUUGUAAUUGCCAACUAAAGAUAAGGUGAUUUAAGUAGCAUGUGGUUAUUAACACAGUUUGUUAUUGACUGAAGGAGGAGUUGUGUAUGGAUCUGGCAAAAAAAAUCAUUAUUAAUUUACUGAAACAAGAAGGAACGACUAAGAAUAGAUUUAUGUUGAAUUUACAUAGCAUAGAUAAUUGAUGGAUAUUGGCAAUCAAAAGAUCUAGAGGAUUAGUUCUGGUGCUCAUCACACUCUUUUGUAGGUUUCUGAUAAUAGAAUUUAUGCUUGUGGUUAAAAUAUGUAUGGAUAAUGUGGAAUGAAUAAUGAAAUAGAUAGAAUAAAAGAACCUACAGAAGUAUUUUUAGAUCUACAACCUGAUGAAUCAAUUUAAUAGAUUGUUUCAGGAUAAGCUCACAAUCUAGUAUUAACUAGCAACAAUAGACUAAUAUUUUUUGGUUGUCUAUUGCACAAUUAGAUGGGAGUGAAGUCUAAAUUUGAUUUUGAGUUUAGUGGCUAAACUGAAAUCAAUUUACCACUUGAUGCAGAUGAGAAGAUCGUUAAGAUAUAUGCUAAAUUUGAUAGAUCUGCGGUUUUAACAAGUAAAGGAGACUGCAUUAUUUGGGGGGGAGAAGACUUGAGAUACAUGGAUGUCCCAUAUUAUGAAACAUACACUAGGUUGAUUCCAGAAUUGGGAUUGGAAAAUAUUAAGAUUAAGGAUAUUGCUUUGGGUUUUAGUCAUAUUAUGGUUUUAACUGAUUGA